This is a messenger RNA of Venustampulla echinocandica, 1857 nucleotides long. RefSeq lists its product as uncharacterized. NCBI's taxonomy places the organism in Eukaryota, Fungi, Ascomycota, Leotiomycetes, Helotiales, Pleuroascaceae. The record is from RefSeq and is a predicted model, not a curated record. The transcript has 4 exons. Gene Ontology annotation, cellular component: kinetochore. Gene Ontology annotation, molecular function: centromeric DNA binding. Gene Ontology annotation, biological process: spindle attachment to meiosis I kinetochore; kinetochore assembly; attachment of mitotic spindle microtubules to kinetochore. The coding region runs from base 1 to 1857 and encodes 618 amino acids.
AUGCCGCCGCAAGCUUCCAUACCAAAGCGUAAACCCAAGGAAAAUCAAUAUUUGAAGACUGGCCUUACCCUCCCCGAUACUGGAAUUCGCGACGAGAAUGGCCUGGAACCAAUGGAUGAUCUCUUUUCUUCGCCCGAGAAGCCACAAGCAAGGUCGCGGAACGGAAUGAAUAAGGUCAAUAAUUAUUCGAAUGGGACCAUAUCGAGUGAAGAGGAUAUGGAUAUGGUUGACAGUACGAUGCCGGAGCCUCAAGAAAUUCUAGAAAAACGAGCAAGUAUUCGCCUGCCUCCACGUUCGAAAUCACCUAUAAAAACGUUUCUACAAUCGCCUGCCCGGAGAAAUCCGUCGUUCGGCCCAUCAUCAUCACCGACACGGGGCUCAGUAGUUGCGCCCAGAUCAGUAUCAAAACUCGCAUCCGUCCAGCGAAAAUUAAAUUUCUCGAAUGGCAUAGAUGAUUCCAAUGUUCACUCAGCAACGCCUAAAAGACGGCCAGGCUUAGCUUUCGCGGGUUCUAGCACUACGAAACUUACUCGCGAAACCCGAUUAGCGCCGCUCAGGGAAGCAGUCGCUCCGGAAGAUGCAGAACACCAAGACUAUAAUUAUAGUGCUGCAAUGGGUGGGGACGAUGAUGUUGAGAAUAGCGAAGGUUCCUUUCAGAUGGUUGAUACAGAGGAGAAUGGCGAGCCUGGGACUGAGGACGAAAGCUCCAGAGAAACCUCCGAAGAAGUCCACGAGCCAGCGCCAAAGCCAACUAACAGUGGCAAGCGCAAUGCCACGGAACCUGCUACUGUGGAACCCCCCGCGAAGAAGGCCAAACGAGGACGGCCAAGGAAGUCCGACCAGACGGUAGUUGAAGAAGAAGAUGAACCGCCCACCAAGAGUGAUAGACGACCGCUUGCAGAGGAGUCCAAAAAUUCUGGGAGGAAGCCAGGCCGGGCUAAGAAGAAUGCCGACGUGAGUGAGCCUAAACUUGCCAAAAACCCAGUGGGCGAUGCCCAAAGGAUUGGCAAAUCUACAACUUCCUCUAAACCAAAAGCUCCUGGCCGAAAACCGAAAUUGGCGCCCGUCGCAGAAACAGAUUCGCCAGCAGUCAAACGCGGGCCACCUUUACCAAGGAGUAAUCGUGGCCUGAUGAUACUACGGCGGGAAACCCCAGCUGAAGGAACGGGUUUCCAACAAACCCGCUCAGGUCGAAAUUCAUUCAAGCCACUAGCAUUCUGGAAAAAUGAAAGAGUUGAAUAUUCGGAUGACGAGGCCGACGACAAUUGGAGUAAAAGUAAAUUCCUCUUACCUAGGAUUAAAGAGGUCGUUCGUGCAGAAGAAGCGCAACAACCAGCGACCAAAAGACCGAAAUCAAAGGGGAAGAAGCCUCGUGUGGAUGUCGAAGAGGAGGAGGAUGAGCCUGCUGAGCCUUGGGAAGCCGAACCUGGUCGGGUGUUUGGAGAUAUCAGGGUGUGGAACCCGGAAGACCCAGUGGGCUCCCAGGCAGAUGAGGCAGAAGAAGAAAUUGCAUUAUCCUCCGCAGCAAUAAUCACACGCGACGUCAAAAAUGGAUCUUUCAAAUUUGCAAAGACGUUAACGUUACCAUUCUUUGGAUCUGGGAUGGUUGAUCUCCCACCAGGGGCGUCCAAGAAGCCUAAGAAUUCGAGGAAGAUGCAGAUGGUGUUCUUUGUCUACUAUGGAAGAGUGCAAGUUACUGUGAAUGGUAAUGUCUUUAGGAUUGGGAAGGGAGGCAUGUGGCAAAUUCCUAGGGGGAAUUUCUAUAGUAUUGAGAACGAUUAUGAUGCGCCCGCUAGGUUAUUCUUUGCGCAGGGCUGCGAAGUUAUAGAGCAAGACCCUGAUAUAUCUCAGCAAUAA